This is a messenger RNA of Hibiscus syriacus, 2100 nucleotides long. Its product is annotated as regulator of nonsense transcripts UPF3-like. Gene Ontology annotation, cellular component: cytoplasm; nucleolus. Gene Ontology annotation, biological process: nuclear-transcribed mRNA catabolic process, nonsense-mediated decay; positive regulation of translation. The transcript has 13 exons. The record is from RefSeq and is a predicted model, not a curated record. Gene Ontology annotation, molecular function: mRNA binding. Bases 79 to 1467 code for a protein of 462 amino acids. Lineage: Eukaryota; Viridiplantae; Streptophyta; Magnoliopsida; Malvales; Malvaceae.
GGGAAACAAGUAACUCUUUACGAAACUGGCAAAAUUGAAUCCCCAAACGAAGAAUUUGAGGGAAAAGAGAAAAUCGAGAUGAAGGAGCCGCUGCGUAAAACGAAAGUGGUGAUAAGGCAUCUGCCGCCGUCAGUUACCCAAUCGUUUUUCUUUUCUAAAAUCGGCGAACGUUUCUCUGAUCGCUACAAUUGGUUCUUCUUCCGUCUCGGCAAGUCCAGCCAUAAACAACAGACUUACUCUCGAGCCUACAUAAACUUCAAGAGACCUGAAGAUGUCUUUGAGUUUGCUGAAUUCUUUGAUGGACAUGUAUUUGUUAAUGAGAAGGGUACUCAAUUUAAGGCCAUUGUUGAAUAUGCGCCUUCUCAGCGUGUACCAAAUCCUAGCAAUAAAAAGGAUGGUCGUGAAGGGACCAUUUUCAAAGAUCCCGAUUAUCUGGAAUUUCUCAAAUUGAUUUCAAAACCUGUUGAGAAUCUUCCUAGUGCUGAGAUUCAGUUGGAGAGAAAAGAAGCUGAACUAUCUGGUGCUCCAAAGGAAACUCCUGUUGUUACACCACUAAUGGAAUUUGUGCGUCAGAAGCGUGCUGCCAAAAGUGGAACUCAGGGGUCAAUAACUAUAAGAAAGGUUGGCAGAAAAAUUGCUGCUGCAUCUGCAGGCAAGUCUGGAUCCAGUAGCAAGAGUUUUGACAAAAAAAAGUAUAUUCUAAAAGACAUUGCAAAAGGUGCGAAAAUGUCCAAUUUUUUUGUAGCAUCCAAGCAAGAGGAUCAAUCAAUGACUUCUGUCGCAAAAGAAAUAAGAGAGAAUGGAACUGUCUGCAGCAUUGAUGGGCCUGUAAGUGGAAUUACUUUUUCUGCCGACUCUGGCAAGAAAAAGAUCCUUCUCGUGAAACCAAAAGACCGAGAGGCUCCUAAUGUGCCAGAGGGUGUAUCUGAACAACAAGGUGCAUCGUCUCCUGCAGGAAAUACAAGCGGUCCAACUGCUUCAAGACAGGGUCAAAGACGCAAGGCUGGUGGAAAGUUAAUAAGGAGCAUACUUUUGAGAAACGAAGCAGGCCAAAAUCAAUCUUCAGAAGCAGUUCAGCCUCAGCAGAAAAUUCAAGCUAUGAGUCCAGACACAGCUAAAAAACUUUCCCAGCCAACUAAUACACGAAUGGGUUCUGGAAGUGAGAAGCAUGAAAAACGUACAAGAAAUAGAGAUAGACCGGAUCGUGGUGUAUGGGCCCCUCGUGCUGAUUUUUCACAAUCUAAUGAGGAGCGUCUGACACCGUUUGUGUUACAAUCAGCACAGUCUUCUCACAGUUCCAUGGAAGGUUCCAAUCGGCAAUUUGGUCGGGGCCCAGCAGCUCAUACAAUUAAAGAUGAUGGAUCUGUCAUAUCAAAUGAGGUCAAGCCUUCCAAAAGAGGAGGUCCUACAAGCUCUGGAGCCCAUGAGAAACAAGUUUGGGUUCAGAAAUCAUCCUCGGGUUAUUAGAGAAUCUAACUUAAACCGGGUUUUGAAUCACAACCCUUUUGACCCAAUUUCAGGGUUCUCAACUUCCUCCACGUUGCAAUGACUUGCAUGUGACACAUCCAUUUGCCUUGUGUUUGCAAUAAUUGUAUUCUCAAGAAUAUGUUAUUGAGUACUCCUUUACCUGGUACUAUAUCUUAUUGGACGACUGUCAAGAGCAAGCAUUGGUGAGCAACGGAAUGGUUGCUUGCCUGCUCCGAAAUCCGAUGUGGUCUACAUUGGGAAAAGUGGCGUGACUGGAUCAAGCGUAUUGCUGAUAAUCGGUGUUGCUGGAAGGGGAGACUCAACCAGAUGAUCGUGUGGGUUUUUCUCUUUACUUUUUUUUGUGUUUUAUUGAAUCGUGCCGUGCAAAAUGUUUUGAAGUUUGCUUGGUUAUAUCGGUCUUCUUUAUAUAUACGUAAUACCUUAUUGAAAAAAGGUCGUAGUAUUGAAGAAAAAAAGUUGUAGAUGUUGAAAUUUGAAAUCCGAACUUAUUGGAUGAUGCGGUGUGAAGUGGUCAUAAGUUCACUCGAAUCUCUUUUUUUUUAAUAACAAAAUGGUUGUACUUCGGAAAUUAGAAAAGGGUUGUAUGGAUUCAAUAUACUAGGGCUUGCCUUU